AUGUUUAAGAAAAUAUUACGCCUUGUCUACAUAUUCAUUGUUAUCAAUCUUUUGAGUUUAAUAGACAGGCCUACUCAUGGAUAUUGUAUUAAGAAACUUUAUAACAAAGAUGAAUCAGUCAUAAAAACGUAUGAUAAUAUCAGGAUUCAGUUAACAGAGCAAUUUCAUCGGCGAGGUAUUCUUAAAGUACCAUCAUGGGAAUGUUAUCUAGUUCCUUCAAAACGUGUCGAUAACAAAGAAUACGUUGAAUGUUGUUAUACAGAGGUGUUACCAGGUGAUAAAUGGUCGAAUGAAGCAAGAGAUCAAAUGAUACUAUCAGGUAUUUAUACUAGUGAUGUCAGUGGUGCUGAGUAUUAUCCAUUUCAAGAAAUAGACUGGAAAUACUUCCAUCCUGAUAAUAUUCCACCAACACCUUGA
Molecule: messenger RNA, 417 nt
Organism: Trichobilharzia szidati
Lineage: Eukaryota; Metazoa; Platyhelminthes; Trematoda; Strigeidida; Schistosomatidae
Source: the annotation of a GenBank genome assembly